CGUUACGCCGGUCAGGCCAGGCGACCGUGGAGAGGGGGUAAUAUUCGAAGUCGCUGAGGGCACGGACGUGAUUUGGCGGCGUUGUGGCGCUAAGCGGCUUGAAUCAGCCACCAAGAGGCCGCCGUGGAUAUCCUAUUGACAACUCCACAACAUUUAGUUGCCAUGCCAUACAAAUAUCGUCGCCCCAGAACCCCAACGAUUCCGUGACAGGCACCGAAACUCCACAAUUAGGAAUAUUACGCACACUACAACCAAAACCUCCGAUCACUGAUUCGAAUUCAACGGGCGGGCCACGGGUUACGAUGCGUUGGGACGCCGCCUAUCGAACUACAUAUGACUCUCGUUCCGAGGUUUCACAAAGAACGUCCCGUGCCUUGAAUCCGAAACCGCCGGUCACAGCCCCGACAAGUGGAUCACAAUCUCGAGACCCCGGGAUAACGCCAAGUAAAGUUCUGAGUACACAGCUCAGUGCUGGGGCUUUUGUUCCCAUCAAUACUGAAGCCAACUCCUCUACGCCUCCUAUCGGCCAGCUCCAAGCGACAAAGCCUCAGGUUUCCCAAGUUCCAACUCCCGAUAUUCCACCUGCAAAUACGAAGAUUUUUAGGAGAUCACACUUAGGAACACUCUACAGAUCAGACUCGGCGACAGUCUACUUAAUACGCGAGCCAUUCUUGGUUAGAUCCCCAGUCAAACCACUAGUCAAACCUCCCGUCAAACCCCCGACCAAACCUCUAUUUCCAUGCAGCAUUCAAAUGCAAACGGGAGAGCCACGAUUUGGCCAGCCGCCGCAUGAGGUCCCCCCAUACUUUCUGAAACGCCUGCGAGAAUUGACGGGAAGCCGAGAUGAGAACCCCCUUAUAUCUAAAUUUCUUAUAAAAGGCCGUUACCUCUGCCCUUGGUGCCAAAGAAAAUAUCAUCGCACCGUCAGUUUUACGGAUCAUCUGGUCUUAAAUCAUAUCAGGUCCCCCGAUCCGAAGGUUGUAUCACGAUCCGAGCUUGACUCUAGCGUCGAUAGCGAUAUAAUCGACUUGACUUCCGAAUCAUAG
Messenger RNA from Ilyonectria robusta, 1046 nucleotides. RefSeq lists its product as uncharacterized. Bases 303 to 1046 code for a protein of 247 amino acids. The record is from RefSeq and is a predicted model, not a curated record. NCBI's taxonomy places the organism in Eukaryota, Fungi, Ascomycota, Sordariomycetes, Hypocreales, Nectriaceae. The transcript has a single exon.